AUGUCUAGACUCCCAGAGACAAUCAUAAAUGACACGGCGUUACCUAGUACGCCAAUUGGCUUCUUUGAGAGGAUGAAGAAGCAGAGGUCAAUGAUGAGUAUGGCAGAGUUCCCACCAGAGGCUCCACCAACAGACAUGGUCACCAAAGUGCUCCAACACACCUCCUCAGAGACAGACAUGCAUUCCAAGCGUAUCCAGAACACUCCAAUCUAUCAAGCUACAUCAACCUCAUCUCCGACUCAUUCUCCGAGUAAGAGUCCGAGUCCAAGUCCGACCAACGCACCAACAUCAACAUCAGCAACAUCAUCAGCAACAGCGACUCCGACUACCACAAAGACAAAGACAAAGAAGAGUCAAGAUGAUGAUGACGAGGGUAUCAUUAUAUUUAGACCAAAGAAUGUUACAAGGUUGACGGCUAAACGACAGGCAUGGGACGACUAUGCCUUCUUGUUCAACAGAGAAGAGGUCCGCGCCUGGCUCGAAGAAUGUUUGGACCAUUCAUUCGACGAAGAGGACCUAUUCCUCGCUCUAAUCGAUGGUAUAUGGCUAUGUAAGCUGGCAAACAUCAUCAAACCAGGUAUUAUCAGGAGGAUACACAAGACCAACUCACCAUCUUAUAUGAAGUUGGAGAACAUCAACUUCUUCUUGUGUGCAUGUCUUGAACUUGGUGUCAAGGCCGACUAUCUAUUCCUGCCAACAGACCUCUAUGAGAAGAAGAACCUCAAGAAGGUGAUCUACUGUCUCCUAGCACUCUCCAUUGAAGGUGGCAAGCGAGGACUUAAACACAAGUUGAGCAUCACGGUGUUCAGCUCGAAUGGACAACAACAAACUGUUGGCCAUCUGCCUUCAUCUGGACCAGGUCAAUCCAAUGCUAUAUUGAGUGGAGGUGGUUCCUCACCAGCUUCAUCAUCAACAUCUUCGUCCUCAUCAUCAUCAACAACAAUGACGAUUGAUAAUGUAGAGGAUAUACCAUUGCCACCUAUGCUAAAGAUGAAGAAGAGAAAGAAGAAGAAGAAGAAGGCAGCUGCUGCACAGCAACAACAGGAGCAGAUGGAACAACAGCUUCAGUUGGAGCAACAACAGUUCGAGAAAGAGCAACGUGAUCAACUGAUGUUGGAGAAACAACAACUCGAGCAGCAGAUGCUUGAGCAACAAGCACUGGAGCAACAAAGACUUGAACAACUGAGGCUAGAGGAGCUGGAGCUCGAGCAACAGAGACUGGAGCAACAAAGACUUGAACAACUGAGGCUGGAGGAGCUAGAGCGCGAGCAACUCGAACAACAAAGGCUUGAGAAACAGAGACUUGAGCAACAAAGGCUGGAGGAACUCGAGCGCCAGCAGUUACUGGAGCAACAAAGGUUUGAGCAACAGAGACUUGAGCAACAGAGACAGGAGGAGCUACAACGUGAACAACAGCUUGAGCAACAAAGAUUGGAGCAACAAAGACUGGAGCUACAGAGACUUGAGCAACAAAGGCAGGAGCAACAAAGGCUAGAGCAACAACAGAGGCUAGAGGAUCUACAACGUGAACAACAGCAACUUGAGCAACAGAGACUUGAUCAACAAAGGUUGGAGCAACUACUAGAACAGCAGAGACUUGAUCAACAGAGCCUUAAGGAGCAACAAAUGUUGGAGCGACAGCGUCAUCUUGAUCAACAAUUGCUAGAGGAGAAACGCGAGCAUGAUAUGAUUGUACAGAGGAGGUUGGAGCAGCAGCAACAGGAGCAGCAGGAUGAGCAAAGGAGAUUGGACCAGCAACAUCAUGAUCAGCAGAUUCUGGAACAACAGCUCCAACAAGAUAAACUCGAGCAACAGAGAAUCGAGAGCCAGAUACUUCUAGAUCAACAACUGCUUGAUCAACAGCGCGAGCAACAACAGAGACAGGAGGAGCAAGCUCGCCAGCAGCUGCUUGAGCAACAGAGACUGGAGGAGCAAGCUCGCCAGCAGCUGCUUGAGCAACAGAGACUGGAGGAGCUAGAGCGCCAGCAGCUACUUGAGCAACAACUACGUGAGCAAAAGAGACUGGAGGAGCAAGCUCACCAGCAGCUACUGGAGCAACAGAGACAGGAGGAGCAAGCUCGCCAGCAGCUACUUGAACAGCAGAGACUGGAGGAGCAAGCUCACCAGCAGCUGCUUGAACAACAGAGACUUGAGCAACAGAGACUGGAGGAGCUGGAGCGUGAGCAGCAAAUCGAACAACAGAGGCUUGAGCAACAGAGACUUGAGGAGCUAGCGCGCCAGCAGCUACUUGAGCAACAGAGACUUGAGCAUCUACAAUGCGAGCAACAGAGACUUGAGGAGCUAGCGCGCCAACAGCUACUUGAGCAACAGCUACUUGAGCAACAGACAACUGCUAUCCAAAUGCAUUCAGAGUUGGAGGUUAGUCAACAAGUCACACUUGAGACAACAACAUAUCAGAUCAACACCUCCACACAAUCAGCUGACAAUGUGGAUAGCCUACAACAUGAUAUACCUGUUGAUAAGGAGACCACUACGGCGAUCCAGUCUUUAGAGUUGGACACUCAAACAGAGAUCACUACUGUUGUUGCUACACAGACCAAGCAUGUUGUCGUCGACCAUCAGGUGAUUGAGUUGAAUCACUCGAGCACCCAAUCAACCUCUCCAAGCGAAGCCGAUUCGCAUGGACUCAUCACUUCUGGGACCGUGGAGCACUCCGACUCUGCUUUGGCAUCAAACACCAGCACCAACACUGACACCAUCAUUAACGAUAUCGAUCACGAUUCUUUGGUCGAGACAGCCAGUUGCGUGUCAACUUCCACGACAGUUGUCGAGACUUCCAAGCAAUGCACCUCUGAGUUGGUCGACACCUCAUCCACAUUCAAUAUCGUCUCGUCGGACCAGAUUGAACACUCAUCAGACGACAGCAGCCAUAUGAGUAUUCAAUCCAACACAGUCACCUCCACUAUAAUCUCCACAUCAGAGCAUGAGAUCACUCAGACACAUGUGUCCAUCGAUUCCAGCUCCAAUGAGAUAUCAUCCAAUCAACAAUCAAAAUCAACCAUUGUAUCCACCGUGAUUGAUUCGGAUGCGACCGAGCAGUCAACUACCAAGGUUGAGACAUUAUCGGCGGUCAAUAACACCACGGCCAUUGCUGAGCAGUCCACAUCAGAGACAGACCCAACAUGCACCAAUGCACAACAGCAACAACAAUCGAACUCUUCACAGCAUGGUCUGGGGGAUAGCAUACUGCCAACAAGUCCAGAGUCAUCAUCACAAUCAACUACUUCACAACAGACUCCUCUCGAGUCCACUUCAAGCCAUUCAAGCUCAGAGUUGCCAUCAAACUUGAUGCUAUCUGAUUCGGAAUUCCCAAAGGAUAGCCUGGCACCACAGUCAGUCGAGACCCAUACAAAGACUCAGACCCAGACCCAGACCCUUCCGCCUCCAAUCUCUCCAGAGACUGCGCGACCCGCACAACCAUCACAAGAAGUCCUAGUCCAAGCAUCAGUGACAGAUGAGACUGUGACCACCUCAAACUGCACAUCCACGACAAUAUCCGCCACCCAAUCAACGAUACAUCAGACUGCAACAAACAUACAGGCGGCUUCAAAGGACGUGUUAACUGUUGCAACAGAAUCUACCUCCUCUACUCCCAGCAACAAUGUCCCUCGAGGAGUUUCCUUGUCCUCUUUCUUGAACCACAAGAGGGAGUACGACGAGGCAAACAAGUAUAGACUGGAGCAACAGCAGAGAAGAUCUACAAUGACCGCACCACUGACCAGUUCGUCAUCCUCCGCAUGGGUGCCAUCUCGACGAUCAAUCGAUGCCAACAUCACAAAGUCCAGCAGCAUUGGCAGCGGAGCCAGCAGCAACAACAGGGGAUCCAUGACCAAGGCCGAGUUUGAUGCAUUGAUCAACACAAAGUUCAACAUUGCCUCUGCAGACGAUGACGAUGAGGACGAUGAGGAGGACAGUGACGACGAUGAUGAAGAUGACGACAGCGAUGACAGCAACGACAGUUCCGAGGACUUCCAAUCUUCCAUCUCUGGUGCCGAUGUCAUGAAGAUCAUGAACAGUGUAGUCGAUGAUGAUGACAUGGAGAUCAUUGCCAUGGAUGAGACUGAUCUUCUAAUCCAAUCACUCAACUCUGAAGAGUUUGAUGACAAUGCCACAUCAUUGGAGGACACCACCAUCUCCACCGCCACUGCCAAUGCCACGACCACAUCUUCAACAACAUCCAACAAUGUACAGAAACAUCAUUCAAACGAGGCCAGCAUCAAUCUUCAUGAGCAGUUCUUGAAGUCAGUGACCACUGACACCUCACCUGAUCGAUCAGGUGUCGAGACUGAUUCAGUGGGUGACAGCGAUCAUGGUCAUGACGACACUUCGAUAUCAACAACCAUUUCACAAUCAAGUCAAGGAGGUGCUACUUCCAUGACUGAUGACCAGUUGACAACAUCUACAUCGACUACUACACACGCCAGCACUGUUGAUUCAGUUCAGCAGGAGCAUUCUGGUACUACAUCUACUACUUCUUCACAGGCCAGUUCCACAACGACAAAGACCGCUGCCGCUGCCGCCAUCACAUCUACCAAGUCGACUACUGCUAUAUCCAACAGCAAUGUAUCAUCCCCAAUGGCUGGAGUUGGAUCACCAAUCACACCAAAGACCUCAUUGUUGAGGCGACCAAUGUCUAGGCAAUCCUCUCCCCUGGCAAGCCCCUCUGUCACUGUCAACACUCCCUCGCCAUCGUCCACCUCCACCACCUCCACCUCCACAACUACGACAACGACAACUCCCAUUGCCACCACGACUACCACACCAAUGCCCUCACCACCACGUCCGAAGACACCAAUGGCCAGCAAGUUGCCCCCACUUAGACCCUUGUCGCGACAGUCUGCCCUCGUGCCCGAGAUCAAACAGAGCAAUAUCACCAACCCUGGAGCAGUCGAGACCAUCACAACCAUUACAACGACCAUUGUUACCACGGUGGUUGAGGAGUCACCCACCAAGAAGCCUGCUGGCGCAUUGACUGAAGCUGAAGACCCCAUUGUUGACUUUGGCAGCGAACUAGAUGUCGACCUCGAUCUCGACAAUGAUGUGAAGGCUGACAAUGACGACACAAAACAGGCUGACAUGGUCCAGAACAAGGACAUUGAGCGCAAGGACUACUCGUACCAUCGCACCUUCCACUCAGUGACCAACCAUCCACCCUACAAGCCACUGGCCAACGACAACACAGACAAGACAUUCGCACAUUUCUUGAACAACACGAUGAAGAGUGUGCUACCGCCAUCCAUUGUGCUCCCUAGCAACAUCCAACGUAUCGCGCCCAACAAGUACAAGUGGGGCGACACGGUCGUCAACAUGAAGUGCGUCAACAACAUCAUUGUGGUGCGUGUGGGUGGUGGAUGGAUGACACUGAAGGACUUCCUCAUCCGCUACAACUCAGUGAUCAUGGCUGCAGACAUUGACAAGGUAGUGGACAUGGACCAGGACGAGAUGACCAAGAUGCAGAUUCAAAAGACGUUCGUUGGGGAGAAUGGCGAGGUUAAGACAUCGCAGAACCGCUCGCCCUCGCGCACUGGACGACCAGUGGUCAAGGCCACCAAGACCAUACUACGAGCGGGCACCCCCAUUCCUGGCCAGGGACCAUUGCGAGCAGGUACACCACUGCCGAACUCCAUACGCUCAGGUACACCUCUGCCUCCCAACUCCAAGUCUCCUCAACUGCCAGGCAGUGACAGCAUCGAUUACAAACUUGGUACACAUCGCACUCAAGUGUCAUCGGGAACACCACAUCGAGACUUUUCAAAGACCAUGGUGCAGCCAUCGACUGCAUCACCAAAGUUGAAGCCCGCUGUGCCACCAAGAUCAACAGCAACGACGACAGCAACAGGUACACCUACCAAGGCGCCAAUCAAACCCGCGCCAGCCAAACCAUCGCCAUCGUCAUCAUCAUCACUCUCGAGGACUAUGCCAGCAUCAUCGUCCUCAGCUUUGAAGUCACCAACCAGCAGUACAACUACCAGUAGUAGUACAACCAAACCAUCAACAACAAGUGGAACUAAAACGCCAACCUUGUCAACAACAACCAAACUAUCGACGACUCUAUCUUCAACAUCAUCAUCACCAUCAUCGACCACCACAACCACUACCAAAUCACCAUCGAUAUCCAAGUCAAUAGCAUCCAGUAUAUCACCAUCAGCAAUCAGUUCCAAGACCAAAUCACUGUUGGGAAUCAAGAGCAAAGACAGUACAACCACUGCCACCAAGAAAUAA
Acytostelium subglobosum LB1 is the source of this 6243-nucleotide messenger RNA. RefSeq lists its product as hypothetical. Gene Ontology annotation, molecular function: GTPase activator activity; actin filament binding; microtubule binding. The record is from RefSeq and is a predicted model, not a curated record. Gene Ontology annotation, cellular component: cytoplasm. Bases 1 to 6243 code for a protein of 2080 amino acids. The transcript is spliced from 3 exons. NCBI's taxonomy places the organism in Eukaryota, Evosea, Eumycetozoa, Acytosteliales, Acytosteliaceae. Gene Ontology annotation, biological process: regulation of actin cytoskeleton organization.